Molecule: messenger RNA, 843 nt
Organism: Penicillium hordei
Lineage: Eukaryota; Fungi; Ascomycota; Eurotiomycetes; Eurotiales; Aspergillaceae
Exons: 2
Source: RefSeq, a predicted model, not a curated record
CAUGGAUGGCGAUUAUCACUUUCAAAGCUUUCAAGACGACGCGAGAAACAAUGUACCUUCCAACAAACCCAGUCUCCUCUAUUCGAAUGUCUACCUACCGAAGUCCGCCUUCUUAUCUGGGAACACUAUCUCUGUAGCCGUAGGCUGCAUAUUGUUCGAUCAAACCAGUACAAAUGGAAACGACUCCAGAAGCAAAUUGUCGGGGUUUUAUGCAGCGAACCUCGCAAUUUCUGUCCAUGUAGUCAUCACUGUUGGGGACCGCUUGCUCGUCGGCCUGCGGGAAAUUGCAUCACACACAUGAACUGUGAGUCAUAUUACCACGAAGGCUCCGAGUGGAGAUUUGACACGAGAAGAGUCAACUCUGUGCCGCUUUUACAAACGUGUCGAAGGGUAUACUCCGAGGCCAUUGAUAUCAUCUUUCAAAAGAACACUUUCCUCUUUAAUCACACAGAUACAAUCAUUGAUUUUUCGCAUACACUUCUACCACAUCGCAUAAGCCUGAUUCGCACUUUGCAGCUCAGCUUUCCGGAUCCUGGUGGUCCGAGCUGGAAUAGAUGUUGCCAGGUUCUCGCUACGAAGCUGCCUGGCCUGAAGACCUUGACCAUUCAUUUGUAUCCUCACGUCACAAACCGUCUGGAUGAUUGGCUUAUAUCGCUGCAUCAGAUUCAACAACCCACAGUCUUCGAGGUCUUGCUGAUCAAGCCAUGGUAUCUGGAUCCGCAAUGGGAAAAGUCAACCGGGCUUGUUGAUGCACCUUUUCAAUUUUCGAUUGUUGAUGUGCAGAGAGGCAGCCUCUUGAAAACUAAGGAGAAAGAGUCUGAGUUUGCAAUUGAGACUUCAUAG